Molecule: messenger RNA, 666 nt
Organism: Psylliodes chrysocephalus
Lineage: Eukaryota; Metazoa; Arthropoda; Insecta; Coleoptera; Chrysomelidae
Source: the annotation of a GenBank genome assembly
CAUUCUGUAUUAAAUCUAUGAUUUGCUGCUUUUUGUUUUAUACUUGUAAGCAUUCUUGUAGUAAGACGAAAUUGUCCUUUCUGUUCACGGUGAAAAGAAAGUAAUUUGUCCACCUACAUACACUACUUGAAAAAAUUAUACAGAAGGAUGAAGAAUUUAACCUAAAAAUCUUGUUCUCUGAAUCUUGUGUAGUUCGUUUAUUUAUUUUUUAGUUUUGAUGAAAUAAAUGGGUAUAAUGGUGGACCUCUUGAUUGUUUGAACUGUUCUGUUAAAAAUGAGUAAUUACAUUUACAUAGAUGUAUCGCUGUUUUUUCCUAAAACAAACAACAUAGAAAUAUCACCAGUUUACUUUAAAAAAAAUGUGAUGGAACGUUUUGCUAAGUUAUUCGGAGAAAGUGCUUAUUAUAUAGAUGUAGAUUUGAUUAAAUUUAAUAUAGAAACCCAAAGAGGAAUUUUAAGAGUGCCCAAAUCUCAUUAUAUAAAGUUAAGAAGCAGCCUGACUCUUUCUCACAAAUAUGAAUAUGAAGAUUGUUACUAUGUGAUCCACAAAGUUUCUCCAUUAUUGUUGUCACUACAAUCAGAGACUCGAAAUUAUGAUUUUUAGUAUAGUAUCUGUGUUUUUUAGCUAAAAACAUUAAAAUUAUGUUAACGCAUCAGUAUUCAAGG